AUGGAGGCACCGGAUUGGACCCAGAUCAAAGGCCAACUUGAUCUCAAAUACCACAUUCAUGCCAGCGAUGCUGGCAAGCGGUUCAUGUGGGUGAUUGUUGGAAUAUUCCCUUUCACAAUAAUCCUUCACAUACUUAGCGCAGUAAAACGAGGCCAACGGGCUGGCUUUUGGUUCGUUCGACGCGAUGCGGAGGGGUAUAUCUUCGAGAAUCGACACGUCGUGGUCCACACCCUGUCGGCUUUCAAAACCCUCCUGGCAUGUAUCGCUGUGAUCUUUCUACAGCAGGAUAUUCAGACCCACGUCCGUCCUUAUUGUGUGGCCUUUCAAGCUAGUGGUUUCGCUGUGAUGCACAUUCAAAAUUGGCACAGAACCUGGUGUUCUAUUUAUUCAAUGCCUCCAACAAGCUUACACUUGAGCUUAAAACAAGGGCCAAGGAAAAAUAUAUUCAACCAGUCUGAUCGCGCAAUGCCUCCUUGGCUAUUCAAUUUCGGCCUUGUUGGGGGAUCACUAUACGGAAUAAUACUCACGUUGGCAAGCACCGCAAUCAUCUGCACUUCUAUCAAUCGGGAUAACUCUCUUUACCGCGCUGUUUCCGAUAUUCUCGAUGAGAACAUUUCGCUUGCUCGCGAUCCCACACCCGAAUCCAAGAUCCUCAUGAUGCAGAAUGGUGCCCUCCUUCUCAGCGGCAUCGAAAAUAUGAAAUCAGAAUCCUUGCGAAUAUUUCACGCAUUUCAAUAUCUAGUUUGCGGUUUUGUCGCCAUCAACUUCAUCAGUGUUACUCUGUAUUGGUGGUCACUGCAUGCAAUCAUUCGCUGUCUGGAUAAACAGCUCUCGACUUAUCGACAAUGUCUUCAAAAUCGAGACGAAGCUAUACAACUAGGGAUGAUAUCUAUGUGUCCGGGAGCUAUUACUUUUGAUAAAUCGAGAGAAACUCUGGACGUAGUUAAAACGAAGAAGCUAGACGCUGACGAUGCACCCUUGCCCAGUGACGCAAGUCAAAUGACCCGAGUCAGCAGCACUAAUUUGAUGUCGUGGCUUCCGACGUUCAAGGGCGAUGAUAUUAGCGCGGAUCAUUUGAUUUGGAAAUCUGCCUUCAUGCGUUCCAUCAAACCUGAGGGAUCGAGCUACAAAGCUCGUCUGCGUUCUGAGCAUUCGAUACUUCAGCGUUGCAAGGUUAACACAAUCUGGCAAGCCGUGUUCAUAACUAUCAUGAGUAUGUCUUACAUUUCCAUGGCGAGCACCCUAGGGGCGAACGCUUUCGACGUGCCGCAGCGGACCAGCAUCACACAACUGGGCUAUUAUGUGAUACUCUGGUCUAACAGUAUUUGGGUUGUUGGCGGGACCGGGUUGGCCAUGCUUUCGGCUCGUGUUGCGUUGUUAAGGUCGUAUACUUCUAUGAGCCAACAAGCGUCCGCUGAAGCGGCGCAUCGAACGGAGUCUUUUGAUUAUUGA
Puccinia triticina is the source of this 1452-nucleotide messenger RNA. RefSeq lists its product as uncharacterized. The record is from RefSeq and is a predicted model, not a curated record. Lineage: Eukaryota; Fungi; Basidiomycota; Pucciniomycetes; Pucciniales; Pucciniaceae. The transcript has 5 exons. Bases 1 to 1452 code for a protein of 483 amino acids.